AUGGAAGAACAUAAUCAGCUAUACAUUCCCCAAGUUGCAGAUGAUCGAAAGCCAAAAUAUGGGAUGGAAUUCUCAUCAAUAGAGGAGGCAUUUUCGUUCUAUAAUCAAUAUGCACGAGAAUCUGGAUUUAGUGCAAGGAUAAAUAAUAGCAAGAAAAAUAAGAUGACAAAUGAAGUUGUCUGGAAAACAUUUGUAUGCUUUAAAGAAGGAUAUACAAAUGAUCAACGAAAUAAACAAACAAAAGCAAAGAAAGCAUUGACUCAACAGUUUUCAGAGGCCAAUGUGCCAACUUGCCAACAAAUGCGAUUAUUAGAGAUAGAGUAUGGAGGACCUGAGCUGAUAACAGAUUUAGUAGGUGUUUUUGGGCGGAUCAUGUAUCAAGGACGGCAUACAAUCAAAAUUCAAGAGAUGAAUACUAGUAAAACAUGCGACAAUGGGGGUCAAAAGAGGAAAUCCAUGGAUAGAUCUCAUAAUAUUAUUGAUCCUUCUUCAAUAAGAACAAAGGGAUGUGGGAAGAGACUAAAAUCAUCAAAGGAGAAGUCAACUUCAAAGUCCCGGUUAUGUCGUGGAUGUGGGCAUCGAGGUGUGUCACAUGACAAACGCAAUUGUCCAAGUUUACAGCAAGGAUCAACUAUAGAUAAUCAUCAUAACAGCGAUGACGACACAUAUGAAGAAGAAUUGGCAUCAAUAGCGGGUCCUGAUAAUCUAGAUAACUUGAGGAAGUUUGCAAAGCAAUUCUAGAGACGAUCACUUGAAGCUGCAGCAUCUAAAGGUGGAGAAAAUGAUGAUAUCCCAGAUCUAAUGCUUGGAGAGACAUUUGAGUCGGCUGCAUAAUCUUGACAAUGAAUUUUUUAUAUAUAUUUCAUAUCAUUUUUGGAAGCUUUAAUUAAAUGUUGCAAUGAUGGGCAAUUUUUUUUAUCUGUUAGUGUUAAUCUUUAUCGCUUACUUUGAAUUUUGAUUGUAAAUUGUAAAUUCAUUUAUUCCCAUAUGCAUAAGACAGUUACAAUACA
Zingiber officinale is the source of this 1010-nucleotide messenger RNA. RefSeq lists its product as uncharacterized. The coding region runs from base 1 to 741 and encodes 246 amino acids. The transcript is spliced from 6 exons. NCBI's taxonomy places the organism in Eukaryota, Viridiplantae, Streptophyta, Magnoliopsida, Zingiberales, Zingiberaceae. The record is from RefSeq and is a predicted model, not a curated record.